AUGCUGGCCCGCGCCCUGGUGCUCUGCGCCGCCCUGGCGCUCAGCGGUGCAGCAAAUCCUUGCUGUUCCAACCCAUGUCAAAACAAAGGUGUAUGUAUGAGUGUUGGAUUUGACCAGUACAAGUGUGACUGUACCCGAACAGGAUUCUACGGUGAAAACUGUUCAACACCUGAAUUUCUGACGAGAAUAAAAUUAUACCUGAAACCCACUCCAAACACAGUGCACUACAUACUUACCCACUUCAAGGGUGUCUGGAACAUCGUUAAUAAUAUUCCCUUCUUGAGAAAUGCAAUUAUGAAAUAUGUGCUGACAUCCAGAUCACAUUUGGUUGACAGCCCUCCAACUUACAAUGCACACUAUGGCUACAAAAGCUGGGAAGCCUUUUCUAAUCUCUCCUAUUAUACCAGAGUUCUUCCCCCUGUGGCUCACGACUGCCCAACUCCCAUGGGUGUGAAAGGGAAGAAAGAGCUUCCUGCUUCAGAAGUGAUUGUGGAAAAAUUUCUCCUAAGAAGAAAGUUUGUCCCUGAUCCCCAGGGCACAAAUUUGAUGUUUGCAUUCUUUGCCCAGCACUUCACCCAUCAAUUUUUCAAGACAGAUCAUAAGCGAGGACCAGCUUUCACCAAAGGACUGGGUCAUGGGGUGGAUUUAAAUCAUAUUUAUGGUGAAACUUUGGAUAGACAGCAUAAACUGCGCCUUUUCAAGGAUGGAAAACUGAAAUAUCAGAUAAUUGAUGGAGAGAUGUAUCCUCCCACAGUCAAAGAUACUCAGGUGGAGAUGAUCUAUCCCCCUCACGUCCCUGAACACCUGCGGUUUGCUGUGGGGCAGGAAGUGUUUGGUCUGGUGCCUGGUCUGAUGAUGUACGCCACAAUUUGGCUGCGAGAGCAUAACAGAGUGUGUGAUGUGCUUAAACAGGAGCAUCCAGAAUGGGAUGACGAGCGUUUGUUCCAGACAAGCAGGCUGAUACUGAUAGGAGAAACUAUUAAGAUCGUGAUUGAAGACUACGUACAACACUUGAGUGGAUAUCACUUCAAACUGAGGUUUGACCCAGAGCUCCUUUUCAAUCAACAAUUCCAGUACCAAAACCGUAUUGCUGCUGAGUUUAACACACUCUACCACUGGCAUCCCCUUUUGCCUGACACCUUUCAGAUCGAAGACCAAGAGUACGACUAUCGACAGUUUAUCUACAACAACUCCAUAUUACUGGAACAUGGGCUUACCCAGUUUGUUGAAUCAUUCAGUAGGCAAAUUGCUGGCAGGGUUGCUGGUGGUAGGAAUUUUCCAGCUGCAAUACAAUAUGUAGCAAAGGCUUCCAUCGACCAGAGCAGACAGAUGAAAUACCAGGCUCUCAAUGAGUACCGCAAACGCUUUCUGAUGAAGCCCUAUGAAUCAUUUGAAGAACUUACAGGAGAGAAGGAAAUGGCUGCGGAGUUAGAAGCACUUUAUGGUGACAUUGAUGCCAUGGAGCUGUAUCCUGCCCUUCUGGUUGAAAAGCCUCGUCCAGAUGCCAUCUUUGGUGAGACCAUGGUGGAACUUGGAGCACCUUUCUCCUUGAAAGGACUUAUGGGUAAUGCUAUAUGUUCUCCUCACUACUGGAAGCCUAGCACUUUUGGUGGAGAAGUAGGUUUUAAAAUCAUCAACACCGCCUCAAUUCAGUCUCUCAUCUGCAAUAAUGUGAAAGGCUGUCCUUCGACUUCGUUCAGUGUUCAAGAUCCACCGCCCACCAAAGCAGUCACCAUUCGUGCAAGCCCUUCCCAUUCUGGACUAGAUGAUAUCAAUCCUACAGUACUACUAAAAGGACGUUCAACUGAACUGUAGAAGCCUACUGAUCAUAUUUAUUUAUUUAUAUAAAUGAUUCCUUUUAAUUAUUUAAUAUUUAUAUUAAACUCCUGAUGUGACUUAAUAUCUGUUAAGGAGAAAGGGUUAUACUUGUGAAGAUUUUCAUGUCGCUAAUUUAAAGAUGUCUUUUCUUCAAGUAAAAGGGAAAAACAUUGCCUUGCUUUUUUUAUAGACCGAUGGGAAAUGAAUUUGACAUCUUUUUACUUGAAUUUCAAUUUAGAUUGUUAUAAUAAGAACCGAAGCAGUUUGAAUAUUGAAAUGCUGUUACAAGAUGGCAGAAUGCUGCAAGUUUCUUUCUACACUAUCGAUACUUAACAGUGUAUCUCUCAUGAUACACUAGAACCAACUACCUGCACACUGUUCCUUUAUUUUAUUCUUUUAGCCAUUUCGCUAACAGAAACUCAUCUGAUCAGUUUACUUCUUCUAUUUUGUUUUCCUGGUUUAAGAUCUGAGUUCAUCUUUCUUUGGACUCUGUUUAUAUUUUCUUACCUGAACUUUUGCAAGUUUUCAGGAAAACCUCAGCUCAGGACUACUAGUUAGCUCCUCUUAAAAGAAAUAAAAGAAAAUGAAAGCCCUUGAAAAAGGCCUUGACAAAAGGCAUCCUCGUAUUUUAAGUGAAAGGCAGAGAACUUUGUAAUUAAUUUUAAAUUUGCGUAACCAAAGAAGCCUACAAAGAGGCCAAUACCUUAGAAAGAGCUGUGGGGCUCCUGAUGGAAAGAAAGUUAUAUUUCUAUUCUAAUGAAUGUCCUAUCUCCUUUAAAAAAAGCAAAUAAUUCCUGAAUAAUUCCCAGGAAUAUAAUGCUUCUUCUUUUCCACAUCUCAUUGUCAUCAGACACUUUCUGGUACUGUACAUUAGUUAAUUUAUUGAGGAUUGUUAUUUAUAUUUUGUUAGGACACUAUUGUUAAAAAUUGAGUUAAAGCCUGUAAUUACUGAUUUUUUUUAAAUUUUAUUUUAUUAUUUUAUUUUAUUUUAUUUGCAUUAUUGUCAGAAUCACUAUAUCUUCUUUGGGAUUACCUCUCUGAACUAUUUUUGAGUUCGACAGAUUACCUCCCUGAAUCAUGAGAAAUUAGUGGAUGAAGAUGUGUGAAUAAAUUUUCAGGAACCCAACUCCGAUACACUGAGUUUUAUAAGGUUGGAAUUUUUGUCUGUAAGGUUUACCUAUACACCAGCCCACAGAGAAUAUUGUGUCUCAUUAGUCUGGAUGUGCCCUGAGACUGACCUUUUAUAUACUUUUUUAAGAACCUGUGGAUGCUUCAUUAACUAAUUCAGCCAUAACGUAUUGAGGAGACAUUCUGUGCAAAGCACUAUAGAUUUUAAUAUUUUAAAAUCGAGCACUGAUUAUGGACAUUAGUAUUUGUGUAAAUAAUUAAAAGCAUGUCUAUUAGGCAAAGGGAGAAAAUGAAAUUUCACUAAAGAGAAAUAACUCAGGGAAAUUUUUCUUUAAGAUUUUAUGUCUAAAAGGUUUAUGGUUAAAAAAGAAAUAGUCACCAUUAGAAAUGCUUGAAUAAAUAAAACUGUUAACAUCACUGAUUUAAAAACUGAUUUGUUAUUAACAUCAACCUGUCUAGGAAUUUGGAAUGUGUAUGUGAAUGUUUUAGUGCCUCAGAAAAAUGUGUAUUUAAAUUAACUUAUGUAAAAUAUCGAUGUUGAUAUUUGUCUAUGUAUUUUUAUACUAUUUAAAAAUUGAAAACUUUCUUCUAAAAUAAAUUUUGACUGUUUCUAA
Messenger RNA from Pteropus alecto (black flying fox), 3560 nucleotides. It is a transcript of the gene PTGS2, whose product is annotated as prostaglandin-endoperoxide synthase 2. The transcript has 10 exons. Gene Ontology annotation, molecular function: peroxidase activity; oxidoreductase activity, acting on single donors with incorporation of molecular oxygen, incorporation of two atoms of oxygen; prostaglandin-endoperoxide synthase activity. Gene Ontology annotation, biological process: cyclooxygenase pathway; response to oxidative stress. Lineage: Eukaryota; Metazoa; Chordata; Mammalia; Chiroptera; Pteropodidae. The record is from RefSeq and is a predicted model, not a curated record. Gene Ontology annotation, cellular component: cytoplasm; neuron projection. The coding region runs from base 1 to 1815 and encodes 604 amino acids.